GAACCUCAAGAAAAAUAAGAAAUAUUUCAUGGACAACCUAUCUUGUUCAAUGUAUAGGAUGAAAAGAGAUAGUAGUGUGGAGACCGUGAGAGGAGUUGAGGCUGCUGAAGUUAGUGUAUUGUCCUCAGGCAGACAUUUCAAGUCAGAAUCUUGCAAACAACGAGAAGAGAUAUUUGAAAAUUCUGCCUGUUCAGUGUGCAUGAACAGAAGGACAAGGAUUGGAGGACAAACAAGAGAAUUCACAUAUGCUGAGUUGCAUUUGGCGACAAAUGGCUUUUCCAAGGAAAAUUUGUUAUCUGUUAGGGGAAAGAAAAUCUUUAGAGGGCAACUUAAUGAUCUGCAACAAAUUAUGAUAAGAGAAUACCAUUUGAAAACCAUUAAAGAGAAGGAUUUUAAGGCAGAGGUUCAGACCCUUGGGAAAUUCAGACACGAUAAUGUGGCCAUGCUCUUAGGAUCAUUUUCAAAAGGAACGCAUAGGUUGCUAAUCUAUGAAUUUAUCUGCAAUGGAUCUCUGAGCAAACAUCUAUCAGACAAAAGCAGGGAAUUGACAUGGGACAGAAGAAUGAACAUAGCCGAAGGGGCAGCUAAAGGUUUGGAAUAUUUGCAUGGAAAACAGAUUUAUGGAAGUGUGAGGGCACGUAACAUACUCAUUACACAUGAUUACCAACCACGGCUGUCGUAUUUCGGGCUUGCUAGAAAUCAAUAUGAAGACACGUAUCAAUCUUCUGAAACCCCGGUGCUAAAGACAUUUGACUACUUGCCACCAGAAUAUGAAGGAACUGGAUUAGACUUGAGCAAAGCAGAUGUGUAUUCCUUUGGGGUUGUUCUUCUUGAACUGAUCACUGGUCGAAAGACAGUUGAAGAUACAGAUGGCCAAAGCUUCUUGAGAUGGGCAAGAUCAUCUCUGAGACAGAAGAAGUACAUGGAAUUGAUUGACCCUGUAGUACAGGACAGUGUUGAUCUUUUCCAGCUAUAUUGGAUUGUUCGUGUUGCUGAUAAAUGUCUUAGCUGGGAUCCCAAUAGUCGACCUUCGAUAAAUAAGCUGGUGAAGGACCUGGCAUGCAUAGUUAACCAUUGUGGUGCUGAAGACUUCUCUCUUACUGAAUCUGAACUAAUGGCUGCGAAGGUUAGGUAGUCGAAUGUAAACCGGCUGGCUAUAAGUAGUUUUCGAACAUUGAUUAUGUUGUACUGACUUUUUUUGUUCGAAACUGCUAUUCAGAUAUGGCAAU
Olea europaea var. sylvestris is the source of this 1229-nucleotide messenger RNA. RefSeq names its product probable serine/threonine-protein kinase PBL7. NCBI's taxonomy places the organism in Eukaryota, Viridiplantae, Streptophyta, Magnoliopsida, Lamiales, Oleaceae. The transcript has 6 exons. Gene Ontology annotation, biological process: protein phosphorylation. Gene Ontology annotation, molecular function: protein kinase activity; ATP binding. The record is from RefSeq and is a predicted model, not a curated record. Gene Ontology annotation, cellular component: plasma membrane. Bases 29 to 1135 code for a protein of 368 amino acids.